GGCCGCAGCGGGGAGAGAGGAGGAGGCGACGGGCGGACUGGCAGGAAUUCCUCGGCUCUCUCCUCAAAUUUCAUCGAACCGCUGAUCUCUGGAUAAAACAUCACGACCAGAACCGCUUCUUCCUUCCUGAGCGGAACCACUUCUUGUCUGAGCGAAACGAUGUGGAGAAGCGUCGCUGUAAUCCUGCUGCUGGCCGCGGCUUCAUGUAAAGCAGAGGAGCCGAAGAGCAAGAGCAAAGUCUGCGCCAAUGUGUUUUGCGGGGCCGGCAGGGAGUGUGCCGUCAACGAGAAAGGGGAGCCCAGCUGCCUCUGCAUUGAGAGUUGCAAACCCCACAAGAGGUCAGUGUGUGGCAGCAAUGGGAAAACCUACAGGAACCACUGCGAGCUGCACAGAGAUGCUUGUCUGAGUGGCCUGAAGAUCCAAGUGGCUCACGAUGGACAUUGCCGGGAAAAGAAAACAGAUCAAGCUGCUGCCAGCCCAGUGGUGUGCUACGCUGCUGACCGUAAUGAGCUGAGGGGUCGUGUCAUCCAGUGGCUGCAGACUGAGGUCGUCCCAGACGGCUGGUUUGCAAAGGGAUCCAACUUCUCUGAAAUCCUCCUCAAAUACUUCAAGUCGUACGACGAUGGCGAUUCUCUGCUGGAUUCCUCUGAGCUGCUGAAAUUCAUCCAGCACAACGAGACAGUUGGAGAGCUGCAGUCCUACGCAGACCAGAAGAGCAACAAGCUGCUCAGGAGCCUUUGCAUUGAUGCUCUGAUUGAGCUCUCUGAUGAGAACGCUGACUGGAAGCUAAACUUUGAUGAGUUUCUUAACUGUCUGAAGCCUAGUUUCAACCCCCCGGAGAAGAAAUGUGCCCUGGAGGACGAAACAUACGAGGACGGCGCAGAGACCCAGGUCGAGUGCAAUCGCUGCGUCUGUGCUUGCGGCAACUGGGUCUGCACUGCAAUGACCUGCAGCGACAAACAGGCUGCAGUGGGUGAGUCAGCAGAUACGGGAGCGGAGAUGACAGAGGAGGAAUGGAACCUCCGUGUUGCUGAGCUCAACAAACAUCAGGAAACGGUUGAGGAGAUGAAGACCAGCACAAAAGAGGUCUAAGUGAGGACACUUAAACAAAGAAGAGGAUGAGAGUUAUCACCCUUCUUUGAUACUUGACUCCACCUGUUUUAUCAAACUGACUUUUUUCAUGUUUCACUGACAUGUUAAUUAUUUUAAAGUUUUACAGUGUUUAAGUGUUUGCUGUGUCAGUUAUAUUCAAAGGCAUUCUGAUUGGACGCAGAUCGCCUUCUGUUCGAUGCUGUUAUGUUUGACUGUAUUGUUGCGCCCCUUUACUAGUCUAUGGGCUUUUUUUUAUUACUAUCUAUAUAUUUUUUACAUUUGUUAUAUGAAAGGAAGUAGUUAUCACUUUUUUUGGGAUAUUUGCACGAGUGCUUUAGAGAGUGGUAAGGUUAGGAACUUAAGCUUGUCAACAAGAGAGUAACUGGUUUAAGUGUCUUUAACAAGGUAAAGCUACUUGUAUUUCAUUUUUUUGUUGCCAUAGAACUGCAGCAAUAGGCCACUGCUACAACCGUUGCACUUCUUUCUUUCUCUUUGUCUUUGUUUCUUCUGAGCUUAGUUUCAUGCAAAUCAGAAUUAUGUUUGACUUAAUGCUUUAAAUCAUAGUUUAGUUGCAAAAAAAAAAAAAUUCUUUUCUGUGUACAGUGUGUUAUUGGUUUGUGUUGGAACCCACCUUAUUACCAUGUGAUGUUUGGACCUGUUUCUUUUUGUCUUUAUGCUGUCUGACUUUUCCGAGACCAGCUGCACCUAAAGGGAGCACUUGGUCUUAGUGUUACAUGGGGGAAAAUGAAACCAAAGUCUUGAUGAAGUUUUUUUUAAUGAACGAUGUACAAAAUUAUCCAGGUAAAACACUACUCUGGACCCAGCAACAACGCUAUACCUGUUUUUCAAAAUCACUAACAGAAGGACUAGCCUCAGCUGAAGUAGCAUAGACAUACUAGUUAUCUGGGUGCAAAUAAAAAUGUGUGCAUGUGGGUGUGUGUAUCUGUGUGUUGUGGACCUUCAAGUAUUUGGCUUUAAGUAACGUGUUUCUUUGUACCUAAAUUGGGGUUUUGACCCAUUCUAAUCAGUGCCUUAGACCUGCAAACGUUAUCAGCCUCUAAAAAAGAACAGAGGUUACUGUUAAAGUUUCGCAGUAAACCAGUGUUUUGUUACUCAUUGUCUGAAAAUGAUUGUGUGAAUGUUGCAUCAUUAGAUGGGAGCUACAUCUUUCUAUUUCACAGUGCAAAUUGUAAGGAAUGUAUGCCAAUAAAGCCCUUACACCACA
This is a messenger RNA of Cyprinodon tularosa, 2317 nucleotides long. It is a transcript of the gene fstl1b, whose product is annotated as follistatin-like 1b. The record is from RefSeq and is a predicted model, not a curated record. The coding region runs from base 160 to 1092 and encodes 310 amino acids. Lineage: Eukaryota; Metazoa; Chordata; Actinopteri; Cyprinodontiformes; Cyprinodontidae. Gene Ontology annotation, biological process: multicellular organism development; cell differentiation; regulation of BMP signaling pathway. Gene Ontology annotation, molecular function: protein binding; calcium ion binding. The transcript is spliced from 11 exons.